AUGUCGGGAGAGGUCCGUUUGAAGAAACUGGAGAAGCUGAUCCUGGACGGCCCAGCUCAGUCAAAUGGCCAAUGCCUUAGUGUGGAAACGCUAUUGGAUAUCCUUAUCUGCCUUUAUGAUGAGUGCAACAACUCACCCCUCAGAAGAGAGAAAAACAUAUUGGAGUUUCUAGAUUGGGCCAAACCGUUCACUUCCAAGGUGAAACAGAUGCGCCUGCACAAAGAGGACUUUGAGAUCCUCAAGGUGAUUGGACGAGGAGCCUUUGGAGAGGUUGCUGUGGUCAAAGUGAAGAAUGCAGACAAGGUGUUUGCCAUGAAGAUCCUCAACAAGUGGGAGAUGCUGAAGAGAGCAGAGACGGCGUGUUUCCGGGAGGAGCGGGACGUGCUGGUGAACGGGGACAGCCAGUGGAUCACCACCCUGCACUACGCCUUCCAGGACGACAACAACCUGUAUCUGGUGAUGGAUUAUUAUGUGGGUGGGGACCUGCUCACCCUGCUUAGUAAGUUUGAAGACAGGUUGCCGGAGGACAUGGCUAGAUUCUACCUAGCUGAGAUGGUGCUGGCUAUUGACUCAGUGCACCAACUGCACUAUGUCCACAGGGACAUCAAGCCAGACAACAUCCUGAUGGACAUGAACGGCCACAUCCGCUUGGCUGACUUUGGCUCCUGCCUUAAACUCAUGGAGGACGGCACGGUCCAGUCGUCGGUUGCCGUGGGGACCCCGGACUACAUCUCUCCGGAGAUCCUGCAGGCGAUGGAGGAUGGGAAGGGGAAGUAUGGUCCUGAGUGUGACUGGUGGUCCCUGGGCGUGUGCAUGUACGAGAUGCUGUACGGGGAGACCCCUUUCUACGCAGAGUCAUUGGUGGAGACCUACGGCAAGAUCAUGAACCACAAGGAGCGUUUCCAGUUCCCCCUGCAGAUGACGGACGUGUCCGAAGAGGCAAAGGACCUUAUCCGGCGCCUCAUCUGCAGCCGUGAGCACCGCCUGGGCCAGAACGGCAUCGAGGACUUCAAAUCUCACCCCUUCUUCUCUGGCAUCGACUGGGACAACAUCCGUACGUGCGAGGCCCCUUACAUACCAGAAGUCAGCAGCCCCACAGACACGUCCAACUUUGACGUGGACGAUGACUGUCUCAAGAACUCGGAGACGAUGCCCCCUCCCUCUCACACGGCCUUCUCUGGACACCACCUGCCCUUCGUAGGCUUCACCUACACCAGUAAAUGUACCCUAUCUGACCGGGGCUGUUUGAGGGAGUCGGGUGGUUUGGGUCCGGCACAGAUGGAUGUAUGUGUCCAGCGCAGUCUGGAGGAGAGUCUAGCUACUGAAGCCUACGAGAGGAGGAUACGACGCCUGGAGCAGGAGAAGACUGAGCUCAGCCGCAAGCUGCUAGAGUCGACCCAGACAGUCCAGGCCCUGCAGCACGUGUCAGGAGAAGGACCAGCACCCGUCCCCUCUAACAAGGAGGUGGAGAUCAGGAGUCUGAAGACUGAGAUUGACAUCCUCAAGAAACAGAUCGCAGACUCAGGUCAACUGGAGCAGAAGUUGGAGGAAGCUACAUCAGCCCGUCGAGAAAUGGAGGGCUCAUCCAAACACCUCAGGAGCCUGGAGAAACAGAUGAAGAGCCUCAACCUGGAGAGGGACGACCUGCACAAGGACUUAAUGGAGGCCAGUGAGAAGAUGAAGAGUCAGUCUAAGGAGUUGAAAGAAGCCCACAGCCAGAGGAAGCUGGCCAUGCAGGAGUUCUCCGAGCUCAACGAGCGUCUGACUGACCUCCGAUCAGCCAAGCAGCGCCUGGGCCGCCAGCUCCGGGACAAGGAGGAGGAGAUGGAGGCUUUGUCCCAGAAGGUGGAGGCUCUACGGCUGGAGGUGCGCAAGGCCGAGAGGUCCAAGAAGGAGAUGGAGGCCCAGUCCGAGGAGCAGACAGCAGACGCUCAGAAGGAGAGGAAGCUGAGAGAACGAUCAGAGCAGCACUGUAGACAGCUAGAGGAGGAGCUGGACGGACUCAAGAAGCAGGUGGGGCCGUCAGCUUCGGUGGUGGGCUCGGACCAGAGCCAGGAAGUGGGGAAGCUGCGUGCCGACCUGGAGAAGAAGACCUUGUUCUACGAGGAGGAGCUGAGCAGGAGGGAGGCGCAGCACGCCAACGAGCUCAAGGGCCUCCGCAAGGAGCUCCGCGACGCUGAGGGACAGCAGCUCACCUUGCAGAAGGAGAUCCUGGUGCUCAAGGACAAACUGGAGAAGACGCGCAGGGAGAGCCAAAGCGAGCGUGAGGAGUUUGAGACGGAGUACAAGCAGAAGUACGAGAGGGAGAGGGUCAUUUUGACCGAGGAGAACAAGAAGCUCUCCAGUGAACUGGACAAGCUGACGUCCAUGUUUGAGAAGCUGAGCAGCAGCAACAGACAGCUGGAGGAGGAGAUGAGGGAGCUGGCUGACAAGAAGGAGAGCGUUGCUCACUGGGAGGCCCAGAUCACUGAGAUCAUACAGUGGGUGAGCGAUGAGAAGGAUGCGCGAGGUUACCUCCAGGCUCUGGCCACUAAGAUGACCGAGGAGCUGGAGGGACUGAGAAACACCAGCCUAGGUGCCAGGGCCACGGACAUGCCGUGGAAGGUGCGGAGGUUCGCUAAGCUGGACAUGUCAGCCCGUCUGGAGCUGCAGUCUGCACUGGACGCUGAGAUCAGAGCCAAGCAGACCAUCCAGGACGAACUGAACAAAGUCAAGGCCUCGAACAUCUCCACUGAGUGUAAGCUGCAGGAGUCGGACACUAAGAACCAGGACCUGCUAGCUGAGAUUGAGAGGCUGAAGAAGGAGACGGAGGAGCUCCGCCUGCGCAGGGGUGUGAAGCACCAGGACUCCCAGAACUCCUUUCUGGCCUUCCUCAACGCCCCCACCACAGCCUUGGACCAGUUCGAUUUGAUAGACCACCUCCCACGGCCAGUCCAGACCCCCACCAUGCGAUCAGGGGGGUACGGUAGUAUUGGCCGCUCAUCACCCAAGCCCAAAGCCCACCAGUUUGUGGUGAAGUCCUUCAGUGCUCCAACCAAGUGUAACCAGUGCACCUCUCUCAUGGUGGGACUCAUCCGCCAGGGCUGCACCUGCGAAGUGUGUAACUUCUCGUGCCACGUGACAUGUGCUGACAAGGCUCCAGCAGUGUGCCCCGUGCCACAUGACCAGACCAAGGGGCCAUUGGGCAUUGACCCUCAGAGGGGCAUCGGCACUGCCUACGAGGGACAUGUCAGAGUGCCCAAGCCAACGGGGGUGAAGAAGGGUUGGCAGCGGGCGGUUGCCGUAGUGUGUGACUUCAAGCUCUUCCUGUAUGAGCUGGGAGAGGGCAAGGCCACAACGCCCAGUGUGGUGGUCAGUCAGGUCAUAGACAUGAGGGAUGAGGAGUUUUCAGUCAGCUCUGUCCUGGCGUCUGACGUCAUUCACGCCAGCCGCAAGGACAUCCCAUGUAUAUUCAGGGUGACGGCUGCCCAGCUGUCCGCCUCCUCCAGUCACAAACCUUCCAUCCUGAUCCUGGCGGACACCGACCACGAGAGGAACAAGUGGGUGGGGCUUCUCAACGAGCUGCAGCGCAUCCUCAAGAAGAACAAGCUGAAGGAGCGCUUUGUCUACGUGCCCAAAGAGGCCUACGACAGCACGCUACCGCUCAUCAAGACCACGCAGUCCGCCGCUAUUAUAGAUCACGAGCGUGUUGCCCUGGGCAACGAGGAAGGCCUUUAUGUUAUCCAUGUCACCAAAGAUGAGAUCAUCCGCGUGGGAGACAAUAAGAAGGUCUACCACAUCGACCUGGUCCCCCAGGAGCAGCUCCUAGCGGUCAUCUCCGGUCGUAACCGCCACGUCCGCCUCUUCCCCAUGGCCGCGCUGGACGGACGGGAGAUGGACUCCUACAAGCUGGCCGAGACCAAGGGCUGCACAGCGCUGGUGUCCGGGCCCGUCCGAAACAACUCCCUCACCUGUCUGUGUGUGGCCAUGAAGAGACAGGUCAUCUGUUACGAGGUGAACAAGAGCAAGAUGCGCCACCGCCGGCUGCGGGAGCUCCAAACCCCAGGUCCUGUCCAGUGGAUGGGUCUCCUGAGCGAGCGGCUGUGUGUGGGCUACCAGGCUGGCUUCACGCGCUACAGCGUCCACGGGGACUGUGCCCCGGUCAGCCUGCUGCACCCCGAGGACCACACCCUGGCCUUCAUAUCCCAGCAGGGCCUGGAUGCGUUGUGUGCCGUGGAGAUCUCCUCCAAGGAGCUGCUGCUAUGCUUCUCAGCCAUAGGGGUGUAUGUGGACUCGCAGGGCCGCCGCUCGCGCCAGCAGGAGCUGAUGUGGCCGGCCGUGCCUAACUCUGCCUGUUACAACGCCCCCUACCUGUCAGUGUACAGUGAGAAUGCUGUGGAUGUGUUUGAUGUCAACACCAUGGAGUGGAUUCAGACCGUCCCACUAAAGAAGGUGCGACCUCUGAACCCCGAUGGAUCCCUGAACCUCCUGGGUCUGGAGACAGUGAGGCUCAUCUACUUCCGAAACAAGACGGCAGAGGGUGAUGAGCUGGUGGUCCCCGAGACUUCUGACAACAGCAGGAAGCAGAUGGUUCGCAGCUUGAACAACAAGAGACGCUUCUCUUUCAGAGUCCCUGAAGAGGAGAGGCUACAGCAGAGAAGAGAGAUGCUGAGAGACCCAGAGAUGAGGAACAAGCUGAUCUCCAACCCCACCAACUUCAACCACGUGGCCCACAUGGGACCUGGGGACGGCAUCCAGAUCCUCAAAGACCUGCCCAUGAACGUGCGUGUUCAGGAGAGUCGUGCUGCAGGCUUCAGUGGCUCCGUGUCCAUUCCCUCCAUCACCAAGAACAGAGCCGAGCCGGGACGGUCCAUGAGCGCCAGCAGUGGACUGGGCAUCCGUUCGUCAUCUCAGAACGGCAAUGCGUUGAGGAGAGAGCUGUCCGGGGGUAGCUACAGCUCUAAGCGCCAGACCAUGACCUCUCCCUCCGAGAGCUCCUUGUCCUCCGGAGGGGGUAUGGACGGCUGCAGCGACGCACCCCUCUCCCAGUUCGACAGAGAGGACUCUGACUCGCCCCGUCACUCGACGGCGUCAAACAGUUCUACGUUCAGCAGUCCCCCCAGCCCAGCCUCACCCCACAAGACCAAGUCCCUCUCACUGGAGAGCACAGACCGCAUGACUGGCUGGGACACAUGAGUGACAGACCGCACACAGCUCCAAUCCCUGACCCUCACCAAGCUCCCGGGCCCGCCCCCCCCCUUCCCGGGCCCUGCCCACGGAACUGCACCCGCUGCCACAGGCCCCCCCCCACUUACUUACUUCACCUUUGACCUCCCACAAAGUUCGCAAGAUGGAACUGAGAUCUACAAACAAACACGGGGAAAGGAAGUGUUUGACCAAGAGGGAAAUACUGGGAAAGGGUGUGUGUGUGUGUGUGUGUGUGUGUGUGUGUGUGUGUGUGUGUGUGUG
Molecule: messenger RNA, 5448 nt
Organism: Salvelinus namaycush (lake trout)
Lineage: Eukaryota; Metazoa; Chordata; Actinopteri; Salmoniformes; Salmonidae
Product: serine/threonine-protein kinase MRCK alpha-like
Exons: 38
Coding region: 1-5175 (1724 amino acids)
Biological process (GO): peptidyl-threonine phosphorylation; actomyosin structure organization
Cellular component (GO): actomyosin; cytoplasm; cytoskeleton
Molecular function (GO): protein serine/threonine kinase activity; ATP binding
Source: RefSeq, a predicted model, not a curated record